Messenger RNA from Adineta steineri, 456 nucleotides. The record is from the annotation of a GenBank genome assembly. NCBI's taxonomy places the organism in Eukaryota, Metazoa, Rotifera, Eurotatoria, Adinetida, Adinetidae.
AUGUCUGAACCACCUUUACCUAGUGCUCGUCGACAACUUUUAUUUGCAAAAUAUGGACCUAUUUUAAUUACACCAUUCUAUUUCGGAUUUUCAACACAUGUCCUUACGCCAAGUUCAUUCACUAGAAUUCUUGGACAUCAAUGGAAUGUACCAGUAGUUAACUCACUAUGGAUUGGAUCUCAUAUUGGUAUUGGUAUAUAUUUAUACAACUCUAAACAUUUACGAAAUGCUAAUACAUUCGAUCGUAUAUUAUAUAGUAUCUAUGGUUCCGCUAUAUUCAAUCUUGGUACUGUAUUAGUUAUGUCAAUUGUUCGUUCAAUUUUUCCUGAUAGUACUCCAUUACGUUUAGGAGUUGGUCUCUCAUCUAGUGCUGCAAUGUUAUUUAUUGGUAGACGAUAUAUUCAAUAUAUUGAUCAAAUAUUUAAUGAAAUUCGAUUUCGAGCAAUAACACGUUAA